Molecule: messenger RNA, 2354 nt
Organism: Styela clava
Lineage: Eukaryota; Metazoa; Chordata; Ascidiacea; Stolidobranchia; Styelidae
Product: ubiquinol-cytochrome-c reductase complex assembly factor 1-like
Biological process (GO): mitochondrial respiratory chain complex III assembly
Cellular component (GO): mitochondrion
Source: RefSeq, a predicted model, not a curated record
UUUGAGUUCGCCUGUCCCUCUGUCUGUCGUUAAACACCUGGCCAUUUUUGAGGCAAUUAGAAAUGAGUUGUAUCAGGUAAAGCAGCUAGUCUUAAAUAUAUAUUACGUACCAACAGGAUUCGUUUUUUUUUGUUAUGUUCGUUCGACUUCUGUCCUUGCAUCAGAAUGUCGCAACUCAGGCCGGCGUUCUUUGUCUAUUUUUUUUUGUUUCUACAUUUUUCUAUGUACAGAUAGAUGUGUUCUUUGUAUCUGUUUAGUUUGUGAUUGUGUAGUUCUGGCAUCAUACGAAUAAACCAAUAACAAGCUAAUUUAGUAAUUAUACAACCUAUAUAAUCAGAUAGGGUAAUGCUAAGUAAAUAGGAAUUAUAAGGCUUAUUUUGUUCCUCUUGUCAGCUAGUUUUAUGCAUAAACUUUAAUGUGAUUUCAUAAUAGUUCAUUUAUUUCAGUAUCAUUUAUAAUAUUUCAUUUUGUUCUGACUGAAAAUUUUAUUAAGAGUUCUGUUUAUUUAUGAAAUCAAGAAGCUUGCAUAAAAGUUAGAAUUUUGUUUGCCGAAAUGUUUUUUUAUGAAGAUAUUAUAGAUAAAUAAAUUCGUACUGUCACAAAACUAUAUUAAUAACUUUGUAAAUUAUGUUUAAGAUAGAAGGGUUCAUUUUCAAAGCUUCCUAAACUUCUUUUUGAACAUGCUAUACAUGCUAUAUGUUUUUUAUUAUUUUGUAUUUAUUAUCACAAUAUGAUAUCUUGUUAGACCAUCAAUUCUCAGUCUCACCUUGAGAUGUGAAUUAUGAUCCUGUCAGUAUGUCACAUUAUUAAUCCUUUUUCUUGACACAUUUGGUUUAUUAUAGAACGAAGUGCUUCAUCCAGAAGGUGUUAUUCAAUUAAGUGUAACAUCAACAUAAAUAUGUAAUAAACUGUUGAAAGGUGUUUACUGUGUCAAAUAUUUAUUUAAUAUAUUGAAUUACAGAAUUAUUAGAAAUCAGUGCCAAUACUGCAAUGGUAAUCUGCCCAAAGUUAGUAAUCUGGAAAGAAAUUAUAUUUAAAUUAUUUUAUUUUUCUACAGAUAGCUAUUUUUUCAAAUCUCAAUCAAUGAUAUGGCUGCUUUAGGCAGCACAAUUGUAUUCCGCCGUAUUUGCUUGAUGAAGCAUUCGGUGGGAUUCAGCGGAAUAUCAACAUGGCAGCAGUUCAGAAGUACCCCUUUUACUAAUGGUUCUCUUUGUACUGAUAAAACAGUGUGUUUUAAACAGAAGGCCUACAUUCACAUUUCUCCCGUAAGUAGAAAUGUACUAUCCACUGAUGCUUCAAAGCCUGACUUACGACAGUCUGUAUACAAUGUUAUCGACAAAUACUUGGGCGUUACUCUGACUGAAAAAUAUCAAAGAAGACAAUUGGACGAAGCCAGUCAUAUCUUACUUAAUAGCAUUUACACAAAAGUUGAUUUUGCAUCUUUACAGAAGUUUGCAAAACUCGAAGAUUCAUUUGAAGUUUGGUUAAAAAUUGUUUAUUUACAUGUAUGGAUGGUUUUGGUGAAAUUAUCGCAAGAUGGAAGGGACGGAAAAAUUAUGUGCAAAAGAAUUAUUAGCCUAAUGUGGCAAGAUAUUGAAACAAGAACUGGGAAACUUCAAGAAGAGUUGAAACAAAAUUUAAAAAUCAAUCAACAAAGAAAAGAUUAUCAUUCCUUACUUCGAACUUCUUUCAUUCUUUUUGAUUAUGGAUUAUUGAAGGACGAUGCCACCUUAGCAGGAUCAAUUUGGGGACAAAUUUAUAAUUUUGAAAAAGUCGAUCCAAGAUAUGUUGAAUCUAUUGUUCAUUAUGUAAGGUUUACCUUGGCCAGACUUGAUGAUAUACCGAUAAGUGAGCUUGUUCUUAACUCAGAGAAAAUGAACUGGUCCUUACCUGAAAGCUUUGGUGCUUAUUUUUGAUAAUUGUUAUUAGCUACGAAUGUUUCAAAAUUGCUUUGAUUGUUUCUUUGUGGAAUUUCAAGUUUUUCGAAAACUGCAAUCAUACAAAAACUCAAAUUCUCUUCUGUUAAAUAUAGUUAUAUUUUUCAACUUUAAAUGUACUAAAGUAUCAGAGAUAUUUUCCUUUCUUUGGCAAGUUUGGGUAAAUUGGCUUGUAUAUUUCAAUCUUAUAAAUCUUCCAUAAAACUAAACUCUUUACCAUUUUUCAAUGGUUCUCAGUGAUACAUUACUGCUAAAAAUGUUCUAUUUUUACUGACUUCUCUAAUUUAAUACCAGUGGUCCAUGAUUAUACUAUUCGUUUGUUCCACAGCAGUCAGAUAAGUACAGUUAGCCUAUUACAAAUAAACUAUUUCAGCAAUUUUUGUUCCAAAAUAUUUCAAUUCAAGUUCAUUUUUGCAG